CUCUGGUCCCUGGAGAUUUAGAAUCGGAUCCCACUGCCCUUGAUUGCUUUCUUCAGUGGUGUUUUUGCUCCAUUCGAGGUUGGAACAGACUUGCCGGGACUGAUAACAGGCUGGUUUCAUCAGCAAUUAGGGGUGAGGGUAGAAGGGCCCCGCUAACCUUUGGUCUCUGUCUCCUUUGCCAGGUGAGCCCAGACGUGACCCAGAGGGAUCCAGGUGACAUCUUGGCAGACUGCUUGCCAUGACAUCCCACCAAGGACUGGGAGACUAAAGUGGGGUCCUUCCCCAUGCCCCUCCCUUGGUCUGCUCCCCGAUGGCCUGGGUGAGGGGAGACUGGCCGCUCUGACAUCAUGGGGAGCUGCUGCAGCUGCCUGAACAGAGACAGCGUCCCGGACAACCACCCCACCAAGUUCAAGGUGACAAACGUGGAUGAUGAGGGCGUGGAGCUGGGCUCCGGGGUGAUGGAGCUGACACAGGGCGAGCUGGUGCUGCACCUACAUCGGCGCGAGGCUGUGCGCUGGCCCUACCUCUGCCUGCGCCGCUACGGCUAUGACUCCAACCUCUUCUCCUUCGAGAGCGGCCGCCGGUGUCAGACGGGCCAGGGGAUAUUUGCGUUCAAGUGCUCUCGGGCCGAGGAGAUCUUCAAUCUCCUCCAGGACCUGAUGCAGUGUAACAGCAUCAACGUGAUGGAAGAGCCCGUUGUCACCACCCGCAACAGCCAUCCUGCAGAGCUCGACGCCUCCCGGGGCCCCCAGCCAUCUCACACUCUAGGUUACAGCGUGUCCAGCUUCCACAAUGGCUUCCCCAGCUGCCCUGGCGAGGGCCUGCGCUUCUCGGCCCCCCGGCGCCCCUCCACCAGCAGCCUGCGACACCCCUCCCUUGGGGAGGAGCCCACCCAUGCUCUCAUUGCCCCCGAUGAACAGUCGCACACCUAUGUCAACGCGCCCGCCAGCGAGGAGGAGCCCCGCAGGAGCCGCCACUGCCUGCAGCCGCUGCCCGAGGGCCGGGCACCCUUCCCCGCGCAGGCCCGAGGCCCCGAGCAGCUGCAGCGGGGGCCGCAGGUCUUCCUGCAGCCGGGCCGCGUGAAGUUCGUGCUGGGCCCCACGCCUUCGCGGCGGCACCUGCUGAAGUGCCAGGGCCUGGGCCCCGGCCUGCACGACCCGCCCCACCACAACAACAACGAGGGCCCCGCCGAGUGCCCCGCGCAGCCCAAGUGCACCUACGAGAACCUCGGCGGGGGGCCGCGGCCCGGGCCCGGCUGGAGACUGCGCCCGGAGGAGCCGGGCUGGCCCGGGCUGGCCCAGCGCCGGGCGGCCCUGCUGCACUACGAGAACCUGCCCUCGCUGCCGCCCGUGUGGGAGAGCCACGGGCAGCUGCUGGGGGACGAGGCCGGGGACGAUGGGGACUCGAGGGACGGGCUCACGCCCUCCUCCAACGGCUUCCCCGAGGGCGAGGAGGACGAGACCCCCCUGCAGAAGCCCCCCAGCACCCGGGCGCCCGCCCGCAGCCACAGCAGCUUCCCCGCGCCCCUGGCCCGCCGCCGCGGCUCCCCGCGGGUCUUCAACUUCGACUUCCGCCGGCGGCCGGGCGCUGAGCCCCCCAGGCAGCUCAACUACAUCCAGGUGGAGCUGAAGGGGUGGGGCGGAGACCGCGCCAGGGGGCCGCUGGUCCUGGCAGUGUGGGGUCUGCCUGCAGGUCCCCGGGGGUGA
Molecule: messenger RNA, 1706 nt
Organism: Echinops telfairi (small Madagascar hedgehog)
Lineage: Eukaryota; Metazoa; Chordata; Mammalia; Afrosoricida; Tenrecidae
Gene: FRS3
Product: fibroblast growth factor receptor substrate 3
Exons: 6
Coding region: 348-1706 (452 amino acids)
Biological process (GO): cell surface receptor protein tyrosine kinase signaling pathway
Cellular component (GO): cytoplasm
Source: RefSeq, a predicted model, not a curated record